Messenger RNA from Vollenhovia emeryi, 3028 nucleotides. Its product is annotated as epithelial discoidin domain-containing receptor 1-like. Gene Ontology annotation, biological process: cell surface receptor protein tyrosine kinase signaling pathway; positive regulation of kinase activity; multicellular organism development. The transcript has 16 exons. Lineage: Eukaryota; Metazoa; Arthropoda; Insecta; Hymenoptera; Formicidae. Gene Ontology annotation, molecular function: ATP binding; collagen binding; protein tyrosine kinase collagen receptor activity. Gene Ontology annotation, cellular component: signaling receptor complex. The record is from RefSeq and is a predicted model, not a curated record. Bases 178 to 3009 code for a protein of 943 amino acids.
GGGUGGCAGUGCGAGUGGGCAGGAGGAGGGAAGAUCACCGGUGGGCACUGCGGCACGAUAAUACGGAGAGCUUGCGACGUACGCGACUGUCACCAAACGUUGACGAGGCAGAAAUGGCACGGCGGGAGUCUCGGUGAGGAAAGGGCGAGGGUGAAGCCCUCGCAGGAAAAGGGAGCUAUGGUGAAAAGCUUGGGUUUCCUUGCCAGAAGGGCACCACCUGCUGUCCACCUUUUCGUCGUUUUGCUCGCGCUCGCCCCCGCUUACCACGGCGUGGACCUCUCCCAAUGCAUCGCGCCGCUCGGCAUGGAGUCCGGGGCGAUCCCGGACACGGAUAUCAACGCCAGUUCCAGCUUCGACAACGGAAACGUCGGACCCUACCUGGCACGACUGAAAUCGGAGAACCUCGGUGGCGCCUGGUGUCCUAAGAACCAAAUCACCAAGGAAGCUCGGGAGUGGCUGGAGAUCGACCUUCAUGCUAUCCACUUGAUCACGGCCACCGCUACCCAGGGCCGUUUCGGAAACGGCGUGGGUGUUGAAUUCGCAGAGUACUAUCUGCUCGAGUACUGGAGGCCGCGACUGGGCAAAUGGGUUCGGUAUAGAGACAUCAAAGGAGAGGAGGUAAUACAGGGUAACACGAACACGUAUUUGGAGUCCAAGCACGAGCUGGAGCCGCCUCUGUGGGCGAGCAAGAUCCGUUUUCUACCCUACAGCUAUCACAGACGGACGGUUUGCAUGCGGGUCGAGCUCUACGGGUGUUACUGGAGCGACGGCGUGGUGUCCUACUCGAUGCCCCAGGGCGAUAAGAGGGGCAACGGAUGGGAAUUCUUCGACGCGACCUACGACGGGCACUGGGACGGCGAGCUGCGCCGUGGCCUGGGUCAACUGACGGACGGUAGAACGGGGCCUGAUAAUUUCAAAAUGUACUACGAUAACGAUCGCGCCCAGGGAUGGGUGGGCUGGAGGAACGAUAGCCGCGGCCAACCGGUCGAGAUCAAGUUCGAGUUCGACAAAGUCAGGGAAUUCUCCGCCGUCCAUAUCUACUGCAAUAACGAAUUCACUCGAGGCGUCCAGGUGUUUUCGCAAAUCGACAUACUCUUUAGUAUUGGCGGCAAGUACUACAUAGGCGAGCCCAUCACCUACACGUACAUGGAAGACAAGAUCUUCGAGACUUCUCGGAACAUCACGAUCAAGCUUCAUCACCGAGUUGGAAAAUUCGUUAAGCUGAGGCUCCAUUUCUCGGAUCGGUGGAUCAUGGUCAGCGAAGUAACCUUCGAUUCUGAUAUAGCACACGGCAACUUCACGCCCGAGGAAGCCCCGACCACCGAAUCACCUAUCCAGAGCGACGUCUUCAUCGAGAAGAACGGCGCCGCCGAGGGCGAGCUUCCGGUUUCGACGGCGAAACACGACGACCCCACGUACAUGGCGAUCGUGAUCGGCGUGCUGACCGCCGUAAUACUUUCGCUCGCCGUCGCGAUAUUUCUGAUUGUUUCGCGACACAGGCAACGCAAGUGCUUCGCCAGUCCUAUGACCGGCAAAGCUCCCUCGCAUUUAGGAUCCACCUGCGCCACCGUCGAGAAAGGCGCGGCUCUGAUGGCGUACACCUUGGAGGACGAUGAAAGAUACGCGGGCGGUUCUCUGCCGACCUUGCCCCGCGAUCUCGGAAAUCGUCUCCUAGACAUCGUCAAGUUGGACGACUACCAAGAGCCGUAUCAGGCGCUAAAGUACGCGCCGUACUACAGCUACAGCACCGUCGUUAUGGAGAUGAAAGACAUGAUGCUGAACAACAAGGGCACCAACAUCAAUCACUCAGCGGUGUACGCGAACGGUGCAGUUGACACGUCGUACGAUUAUGCGGUACCGGAACUCGGCACGGUACCCCUGCUCAAUCAGGACGCCGGCGCCGGCCGCGGGGCGACCGUCUCCAACGCCACCGGCGAUCAGGACGGCUUCUUCACCAAGAGCUCGCGGCCCACGAAGACCGAGGACAAGAAGUCGCCGACUCAACAGGAGGUGCUCUCGGCCCUGAAGAGACGUCUGGAGCAGACCAGCGUACCGCUCUUCCCACGGCAUCGCCUUCGCAUGCUCUCGAAACUCGCCGAAGGCGCCUUCGGAACGGUAUACGUGGCGGAAGCCGAGGGGAUUCCGGAAUACGGAACGACGACUACCCUCGGCAAGCGACUCGUCGCCGUCAAGUUUUUACUGCCGGAAGCCAGCGAGAAGGAAAAGUUGGACUUCCAAAGAGACGUGAGGAUUCUGGCUGCUCUGGAAGAUCGCAAUAUUGCACGGGUUCUGGGCGCCUGUUACCGCGAGGAACCGUUCUGCGUGGUAAUGGAAUAUCUGGAACACGGGGAUCUCUGUCAGUUCCUCAAGACGCAUAUCACUGCCGAGGACGCGCAUUCCAUGCCAAUUGGCGUCAAGACGCUCAGUUUCAACUGUCUCAUCUACAUGGCGGCGCAGAUCGCAUCAGGCAUGCGGUAUCUGGAGAACCUGAACUUCGUUCAUCGAGAUCUGGCUACUAGAAACUGCUUGGUCGGCAAGGCUUAUCAUAUCAAGAUCUCGGACUUCGGCACGGACAACGAACUGUACGCCUGUGACUACUACAAGGUCGACGGGACCAUGCCGUUGCCGGUGCGAUGGAUGGCCUGGGAGUCAAUAUUUUUAGGCAAGUACACGACCAAGAGCGACGUGUGGGCUUUCGCGGUGACCCUCUGGGAGAUUUUGAACCUCGGCAGACGCGUCCCGUACGAGCACCUGUCCGACGAAGAGGUGGUGCAGAGCCUGCGGCAACUGCAUCAUGCCGCUGACUGCGGCAGCGCCAAUACCGAGGACAAUUGCAAGGAGGACUCCGGGAACGGCUUCGAUUACCUGCCGCGGCCCACCGCCUCCUCCAAGGACAUCUACGAUCUGAUGCUCGAGUGCUGGCAGCGAGAGGAGGCCGAGAGGCCGACUUUCCGUGAGAUAUCGCUCUUCCUGCAGCGGAAAAAUCUUGGAUACGCUCCAACGUCCUGAUAUUGAGCCCCGGGUCUCA